This is a messenger RNA of Alternaria burnsii, 342 nucleotides long. RefSeq lists its product as uncharacterized. The transcript has 2 exons. The coding region runs from base 1 to 342 and encodes 113 amino acids. NCBI's taxonomy places the organism in Eukaryota, Fungi, Ascomycota, Dothideomycetes, Pleosporales, Pleosporaceae. The record is from RefSeq and is a predicted model, not a curated record.
AUGCCUAGAAAGCAGCACCACUCCUACACAUCAACCUACGAAUACGACUCCCAACUCCACCACCAAGAACGAUACCGCCGCAGCACCUCACCUAUACGCACCAGCCUACCCAGAUCGCAUUCGACAUACACACGUGUGCCACCACAACACUACCAGCAGCCCUAUUUCCACUCCAAAUCCGCACCACCACCACCACCACCCGCCCACCCAACCGUGUACAUAAUAACCUACGCCACAGACCUAGUCCGCUCCGAAUUCACAAUAGCCAACCUCCUCGCAACCCAAGUGCCACGCCGCGACCCCCCGAUCCCGCACCUCUACACCAUCGAUGCGCGCCACUAA